Molecule: messenger RNA, 8461 nt
Organism: Vespula vulgaris
Lineage: Eukaryota; Metazoa; Arthropoda; Insecta; Hymenoptera; Vespidae
Product: fatty acid synthase-like
Exons: 19
Coding region: 490-7686 (2398 amino acids)
Biological process (GO): fatty acid biosynthetic process
Molecular function (GO): oxidoreductase activity; phosphopantetheine binding; 3-oxoacyl-[acyl-carrier-protein] synthase activity
Source: RefSeq, a predicted model, not a curated record
AUAAUUUAUACUGUUUAAUUUACAUCAUUUGAAUUCAUAAUUAUAUUAGUAUAAACAUUAGUAUAAGUAAUCGGAUUUUAUAAUGAAUCAAACAAAAUCUUUUUGAUUUAAUUGUAAUAAAUUUGAUAUAAAUCCGAUCUUUAUUCAUCUAGGUACAAGUUUAAUAUUUCGAAUAUUAAAAAAAGUCCGAUCAAAGUACAUAAUGUCACACAAUGUAUUCGAUUAUCUAAUUGGAAUAGAGGAAAGAAAGGCGGUCCCAGGUCACUUUUAAAUUGAUUUUCAUUUGCAUAAGUUUAGUACAAAUUCUCAAAAAUGCGUGAGUAUAAUUGCAUAGUAUAACGAAUUUCUUGGUGGGGAUAUACCAUUGUUAUAAAAGGAAAUGCAUCGCUGACAAUUUUAGUAAUUGUAAAGGUAUACUUCGUUUCAGUUUGUUUCAGUUUCAUUUCAAAUUUUUAUAUUUUAUUUUGACGUAGAGAAACAAGAAACAUCAUGAGCGAGUAUAAUGUACCAGAAGAAUCGUAUAGAUUUUUCAAAUAUGCUUAUCCAGAACCAGGCGAAGAAGUCGUUAUUUCUGGAUUCGCUGGUAGAUUUCCAGAAUCUGAUAAUGUAGAGAUAUUGAAAGAAAAUAUCUUUAACUUCAAAGAUUGUAUCACGGAAGACAGUCGUCGUUGGAAACUAGAACACCCAGAAAUUCCAGCACGGAGUGGCAAAAUUGAUAACAUUCAGAAAUUCGAUGCAUCGUAUUUUGGAAUUCAUUUUAAGCAAGCCCAUACAAUGGAUCCUAUGUGCAGAAUGUUGCUCGAACAUACUUACGAAGCUAUCGUAGAUGCUGGAAUUAAUCCAGACGACAUGCGUGGAACGAGGACAGGUGUAUUCAUAGGUUCAUGUUUUUCCGAAACCGAGAAAACUUGGUACUACGACAAACUCGAAAUAAGUGGAUUUGGUGUCACGGGCUGUAGCAGAGGUAUGUUGGCCAACAAAAUUUCAUAUUGGUUGGGUGUAACUGGACCAUCAUAUACCGUCGAUACAGCGUGCAGUUCAAGUCUUUAUGCGAUGGAACACGCUUAUAGAGCUAUACGUAUCGGACAAUGCGAUUACGCUAUCGUCGGUGGAUCAAAUCUUUGCCUUCAUCCAUACGUGACUCUGCAAUUUAGCCGUUUAGGGGUCUUAUCUCAGGAUGGUCGUUGCAAGUGUUUCGAUGCGGAUGCAUCUGGUUACACGCGUAGUGAAACCGUGGCUAUAGCAUUUUUGCAAAAAGCAAAAGAUGCUAAGAGAAUCUAUGCUACGGUUUUUCAUGCGAAAACAAAUUGCGAUGGUUAUAAAGAAGAGGGAAUAACGUUUCCAUCUAGCGAAAUGCAGAGUACUCUUCUUAAAGAAUUUUAUGAAGAAUGCGGUAUACCAACGACUUCUAUUCAUUACAUCGAGGCUCAUGGUACCGGAACGAGAGUUGGUGAUCCUGAAGAAUUAAACGCUGUAGAUCGCGUCUUCACUAAAGGCAGAACUAGUCCUCUUAAAAUUGGUUCUAUUAAAGGAAACUUGGGUCAUACCGAACCAGCCAGUGGAGUUUGUGCUAUUGCCAAGGCGAUAAUUUCGAUGGAGUCUGGUCUAAUACCUCCAAAUAUUAACUUUAAUCGGCCACGCGAAGACGUAAAGUGUUUUACAGAAGGGCGAAUCAAAGUCGUUACCGAAGUGACUCCAUUAGAUAGCAAAUACAUAGGCAUAAAUUCUUUCGGCUUUGGUGGUGCUAAUGCUCACGUUUUACUCCAAUCAAACCCGAAAACAAAGGUCAAUAAAAGUUUACCAAAUGAUGAUUUGCCUAGACUUGUAGUUAUUUCUGGACGUACCGAAGAAGCAGUAGUAACCAUAUUAAAUGAUAUCGAUAAUCGACCAGUAGACGUUGAAUUUAUUCGUCUUUUUCAUGAUAUUCAUCUUAAAGAAAUAUCAGGUCAUUUGUAUCGAGGAUACACGAUAACAGGCGUUAAAAAAUCUGACAAGAAAAUAAGGGAGAUUGAAAAUUAUUCUAGUAUCAAAAAACCAAUAUGGUUCGUCUUUUCUGGAUUGGGAUCGCAAUGGCCUGGAAUGGGUCAAGCUCUGAUGAGAUUCCCUAUAUUUGCCAAAGCAAUAGAGAAAUGCGAUGCUGUUUUAAAACCCCGUAAACUCAAUAUUUAUGAGAUAUUAACUAAAAAAGAUAAUAAUAUGUUUGACAAUAUCUUGCACUCGUUCGUCGGCAUUGCUGCGAUUCAAAUCGGCUUGGUAAAUCUUUUAACUUCUGUGGGCGUAAUACCAGACUACAUAAUUGGACAUUCCGUUGGCGAACUUGGUUGUGCAUACGCAGAUGGAUGUUUAACUACGGAGGAAAUGAUAUUGGCAGCGUAUUCGCGAGGAUUGAUACAAACAAAAGUAUCUCGUAAUUCUAUGGCCAUGGUAGAAAUUAGUUAUAAAGAUAUAAAAGAUUUAUGUCCUGCUGACAUCAACGUCGAAUGUCACAACGGACCUGAAAGUUCAAUUAUUAGCGGACCGGCAGAAUCUAUAAACGCAUUCGUUGAAAAAUUGCAGGCAAACAACAUUCUUGCGAAAGAGAUAUCGUGCAAUAAUAUGCCUUGUAAUAGCCGUUACAUCGCAGCAGCCGGAUCGAAACUUUUGGCAUAUUUGAAAGAAGUGAUACCAGUGGCAAGGCCUCGAAGUGAAAAAUGGCUUAGUACAUCGGUACCACGUAUCGAAUGGUCGACAUCAGCCGCACAAUUUUCGUCAGCCGAGUAUCAUACGAAUAAUUUGCUGAAACCCGUACUUUUUGAGGAAAUCUUAGACCUUGUUCCUGACAAUGCUAUUACCGUUGAAAUUGCACCGCACGGUUUAUUACAAGCGAUUUUAAAAAAAUCAUUGCAACCAACAGUAACGAAUAUUACAUUAAUUCAACGAGAUCAUAAAGAGAACGUAGAAGUUUUUUUGCAAGGAUUAGGAAAGCUGUAUAAUGCUGGUUUACAACUUGAUCUUGCUAAAUUAUAUCCGCCCGUAGAAUAUCCGGUUAGUCGAGGUACUCCAAUGAUAUCUCCGCUCGUUAGAUGGGAACAUUCGGAUGACUGGUUCGUAGCAUCUUACAAAAUGCAAGAGAAAAUUGUUUCCGGAGAACGAAUGGUUGAAAUAUCAAUCAUCGAUGAAGAUUUCGAGUUCAUAAGUGGUCAUGUAAUCGAUGGCAGAAAUUUGUUUCCCGCAACAGGAUAUUUAUGUUUGGUUUGGGAAACUUUGGGUAUGAUGAUAGGGAAGUUGUACAUGGAAGUGUCCGUCGUUAUUAAAAAUAUAAAGUUUAAUCGAGCUACCACCAUUCCCAAAGAAGGCAAAGUUGAAAUGAUCAUCAUGAUUCAAAAAGGCACCGGUAAUUUCGAAGUGAUCGAAGGGGGUGCUGCUAUUGUUACCGGGGUGAUCCGUGUUGUAACAAACUUAUCGAAAGAAAAAGUACCCCUUGAUGUGAUCAACAAAAAUUUCGACAACGAGAAAGAAGAAUUAGACGCGAAAGAUAUCUACAAAGAGUUGAAAUUACGUGGUUACCAAUAUAGCGGCCUCUUCCAAAGUAUGCGAAGUGCGUCAGUUUCGGGAAAUAAAGGACAUAUUGAAUGGAAGAAAAAUUGGACAGCGUUCAUGGAUAACAUAUUACAGAUGAAAAUUCUCAGUUUAGAUACUAGAGGUUUAUUUGUGCCGAUUGGAAUUCGAAAAGUGGUAAUAGAUACUAAAGCUCAUCAACAAUAUCUUCGAAAUUUGCCGACCGAUGAACAAUAUAUAUCUGUACGAUUAUAUAAAGAUCUUGACGUGAUUGUAGCGGGGGGUGUGGAAAUGUAUAGUAUUAGAGCUAGUGCAAUUGCUCGAAAAAAACCUAUCGCUGAUCCAGUAAUCGAAGAACAUAAGUUCAUUGCUCAUCGUGAUAAAAAGGAAAUCUCAUUACGUGAAGUAUUAACGUUAUCUAUGCAUAUUACUCUUGAGAAUAUACCGAUCAUUAAGGUGAAAACAAUAGAACUCAUUGAGGAUAAUGAUAAUAUAUCUGCAGAGAAGCUUGCUUCUCCGUUUUUUUUAAAUAUUCUAGGCAAUUUGCCUUUGAUUCAAGGAAACGUUAAUGUAUUUGUACCACCAGACAAAUUUGCCGAAGGAACUAUUCCUAAAGAUAUCACAGUUUCAGAAUCGAAAAAGAUACAUAUAGAUGAUACCGCGGUGUUAGCAGUUGGAUGUGAUUUGUUAAGCAAAGAAAAAAUGGAUAAUUUAAAAGUACUUUUAAAAUCUACAGUAGACGGAGGUUUUAUUUUAUCGCGUGAAAAAAUAAAUACACCAAUGGAUUUAUCCAUAUUAAACAAAUUUAAAUUAAAUAUAGUUUUGGAGAAACAUACAUCCGAGGAAUCCUGGAUAUUAUUAAGGAAGAUAAAGAAAAUUUCCAAGAAUACUUUGUUUAUUAAUGUCAAUAGCAAUGAAUUUAACUGGUUACAACAAGUCCAAACAAUACUUGCCAAUGAAACAGAACGGAAUAUCAGUAAUACGAGAGUUAUACUCGUUGAGGAAGGAAACUUUGAGUCUGGUCUCUUAGGAUUCAUUAAUUGUUUACAAAAAGAACCUGGUGGUGAAAUCUUCCGUGCUGUUUUAAUUCAAGAUCUCAAAGCCCCGAAAUUUUCUUUAGAAUUACCCUUUUAUUCCGAACAGCUCGAAAUGGAUCUUAUUAUCAAUGUUUUACGACCAGGGAACAUUUGGGGAUCGUAUAGACAUGAAUUACUUUCACUUUCCGGGCCCAGACCCAGCUACCAUGCCUUAAUCACUCAAUCGUCACGCGGAGAUUUAAGUUCGCUACAUUGGGUUGAAGGGCCAAUUAAGAAGAACUAUGAAAAUGCAAAUUUUGUUCGCAUUCAUUAUGCAUCGUUAAAUUUUAAAGAUGUGAUGUUAGCAACGGGUAAAAUAGCACCAGAAGUAAUAAUGCAAGACAGAAAAGAAUUAGAUUACGUACUCGGAUUUGAAUAUAGCGGAAUCAGUACCAAUGGUCUCCGAAUUAUGGGAGUUUAUACAAACAGGUGUCUAUCAAAUUUUAUCCGCAUGAGUGAAUUUUUUUCGUGGGUCAUACCUGAAAAUUGGAGUUUAGAGGAUGCAGCGACAAUACCAUGUGUAUAUUGCACAAGUAUCGUUGCCCUUUAUAUGAAUGGGAAAAUUAAGAAGGGCGACAAAGUACUUAUUCAUGCCGGUACUGGUGGUGUUGGUCAAGCCGCGAUUAACUUAGCUCUUCACGAAGGUUGUGAAGUAUUUACUACUGUCGGUACACCAGAAAAGCGUAAAUUCAUUAAAGAAACAUUUCCCAGUAUCGAUGAUAAUCAUAUUGGAAAUUCUCGAGAUACUAGCUUCGAGCAAUUAAUUUUGCAACAAACCAAUGGUGCAGGUGUGGAUAUAGUUUUAAAUUCUUUAUCGGAAGAAAAACUUUUAGCAUCUCUGCGUUGUUUGGCCUAUGGAGGACGAUUUUUAGAAAUCGGAAAGUUUGACAUAGUCGCAAAUAAUUCGUUAAAUAUGGAAUUCUUUGCAAAGGGGAUCAGUUUUCAUGCCAUUAUGUUAGAUAAAAUUAUAAAUACGAGUAGCAAAAUUCAAAUGGAGAUCAGUUCGAUAUUAAAUAGACUUAUUAAGGAGAAUGGUGUCAAACCAAUUAUUAGAACUGUCUUUGGCAAAGAUCAAAUAGAGACAGUAUUUCGAUUCAUGGCUGCUGGAAAACAUAUUGGCAAGGUACUCAUAAAGAUCCGCGAAGAGGAUGAACCAUUGGAUACACCCAUGUUGGCUGAACCUUUUUACACAUGUUUUCCGGACAAAAGUUAUAUAAUUCUUGGUGGCUUGGGAGGUUUUGGUUUAGAGUUAAUCGAUUGGUUGAUUCUUCGAAAUGCUCAAAAUAUUGUCAUUACUUCGCGAAACGGUAUAAAGAAUGGUUAUCAACGCAUGAGAAUCAAAAUAUGGGAAUCAUAUGGCGUAAAUAUUAAAAUCCUUGUCGGUCUCAAUGCGGCUAAACGAGAAGACUGCGAGAUUAUAGUGAAAACAGCGAUAGAUAAAGGUCCCGUCGAUGGUAUAUUUAAUCUUGCGGUUUCUUUGAAAGACGGUAUUUGUAGAAAUCAAACACCAGAAACUUUUGAAGAAUCUUUCAAAGGAAAAGCUUGGGCCACGAAAUGUUUAGAUGAGAUAACUAGAAAACUUUGUCCGGAUCUUCGACACUUUGUAGUUUUUUCUUCUGUCUCGUGCGGAAGAGGAAAUGUUGGGCAAACGAAUUACGGUAUGGCUAAUUCCAUUAUGGAAAGAAUAUGCGAGAAAAGAGUAGAAGAAGGUUUACCUGGAUUAGCUAUUCAAUGGGGAGCGAUUGGAGACGUCGGCCUUAUUGCGGACAUGCAGAAUACCGAUCAGGAACUUGUUAUCGGUGGUACCCUACAACAAAGAAUAACAUCAUGUUUACAAGAACUUAAUAGAUUUUUGCUACAGGAUAAACCUAUAGUUGCUAGUAUGGUAGUCGCUGAAAAACGAUCGGAUAGCAAUAGUGCAGAUAAUGUUGUAGAUACUAUCUUAAACAUUAUGGGUAUUAAGGACUUGAAGACUGUCAGUCAACACACUUCCUUGGCUGAACUUGGAAUGGAUUCUAUGAUGGCUGUAGAAAUAAAACAGACAUUAGAGCGUGAAUAUGAAAUAUAUCUCACCGCGCAAGAUAUUCGAAGCUUGAACUUUGCUAAACUUAUGGAAAUGAAUAAUAAAGAAGCAGAUAAGAAAAAUCGUAAUGAAAAUACUACAAAAGAAAUAUUAGCUGGCACAAAGAUAUUGAUGCAAUUGUUUGGCGAAAAACUUUCCUCCGAAAUAAUUAUCCAGCUUAAAACUAAUCCGGAGGAAGGUCGGGACGAAAUAUUCUUCAUCCCAGGAAUCGAAGGCUAUGGUAGCAUUUUCAAAACAUUAGAAUCGAAAAUUAAAUCGCCUGCAAGUUGUUUCCAACUGGCUACAAAUUAUGAAUUAAAAACUGUAGAAGAGAUGGCUGAUUCACUUCUACCGCACUUAUUAGAAAAACUUAAAGAUCGAACUAAUUUUACGUUAGUGGGAUAUUCAUUCGGAUCGCUUAUAACUAUUGAACUCGCACGAAAAUUAGAAGCCAGAGGAUUUAAUGGUCAGCUAAUUUUGAUAGACGGUUCCCCUCAGCAAAUGAAAACACUUCUAAACCAACAUAUGUAUUCGUCAUCAGAGGAAGAACUGCAAAGUAAUAUCCUGCUUGGUAUUAUGGACGCAUUUACACCUACUAAUAGUGAACAGCUUGUACUUGAAUUAGGAAAAUGCAAAACGUGGGAUGAGAAAGUAAAUGCAUUCUUUAAUGCCAUAUCUCCGGAAUACAAGCAAAUAUAUUUAGAACUGGAUCAAAGAAGCGCUAUUUUCUCAUUUUAUGCGAGAUUGAAAGCAGUUAUAAAAUAUAACCCGGAACCAAUGCCAUUUAUAAGAGCACCAAUAACAUUGUUCAAACCGAUGUUAUCGUCUGUACAACACGCACAGUAUGAUUAUGGACUACAAAAUAUAACUGAAAACAAAGUAAAAGUAUAUGUUGUUGAUGGCAAUCAUGUUACAAUGUUAGAACAUAUGAAAAUUGCAAUGGCAAUUAAUGGUGAACUAUUUGAGGAUGCUGAAGAAUUGAAAGAAAAUUUAAUGAAAGAAAACCAAUAAAAAUAAAAUUAAUGGUUGUAAUGUAUAUUGAUGUAUAUGAUAUAAUGUUUAGUUUUAUUUCAGUUUGCUAUUUAUAAAAUAGGGUUGCGAUAUAUCUGAGAAAAGCUGAAGAUUUCGAUUAUGAUAAAGAUUUGUUUUAAUUUAAAUAUAUCGAAUAUUGUGUUCUUUAUAUUAGUAACGAUAUAUGCCAUUUACAUUUAAAAUAACAAAUACAUUCUUUCGUUUUAUUUCUAUUGCUUAAUAUCGCAUACCUUGAAUGAAUUAAGAAUCAAUAACAUGUAUUAGCAUAUAUUAGAUUUUAGUUGUAUAACAUGAAGCAAUGUUCUUGGAGGUGGAUAUAUGUGUGUACAUUUAUAAUGAAAAUUUACGUGACUCAAACAAAAGAGAUGUGGACAAUAUCGCAAAGCAGUUUGCAUUUAUAGCUUGUCAAUUUCAUGCAUUUACAUCGACCAGCUAUAGCGAGGACAAUUUGCUAUCGAUCGACGAUUAGCAGUGGGGAUAAUGUGAUGUCAUGUAUUUCCUCGUGAUGUAAUUUUUCUUGUAACUGUGUCAGUCAUUUAUUUCCUCCCAAAUUUGAUAAUGCCGCCCAUAUGUUGACUUAUGAAAAGAAGAUUCUGGAUUACAAGAAGCGUUGUCAUAUUUUUAUACAUAAACUAUUCUUGAAGGAACACUAUUUUUUGAUGACUCUUUUGAAAAAAAUAAGAUUUCUUUAAACAUUCGAUAAAGUUAUCUCCUCGUUUAAAUUUUCAUUUUUAAAAUAAGAUUUUGUUCAUCA